Messenger RNA from Mercenaria mercenaria, 912 nucleotides. Its product is annotated as trichohyalin-like. The record is from RefSeq and is a predicted model, not a curated record. Lineage: Eukaryota; Metazoa; Mollusca; Bivalvia; Venerida; Veneridae. Bases 1 to 912 code for a protein of 303 amino acids. The transcript has 2 exons.
AUGGCGGAAGCUCUUAGUGAACGCGAAUUGAGAAGGAUAUUAAGAGAUAAGGCAAGAGAAAGGAUCUUGCAACAAGAAAAGGAAAGGAAAGAGGAACAGGAGAGGCAGCGGUGGACUGAUAUAGAAAGGAUAGAAUAUGAAGAGAUGCAAUAUCAAAUUCCAGAAAAUAUCUUCGUAACUGAUCAUGGAAAUGAAAUAAACCAAUCAAAUGGAAAUGAAAGUGAUAGAGAAAGUGAUAUAUCUGAACUUGACACAACAGAUGAAUUUCUUCAUGAUUCAACAGCUAGAGAUAUACAAGAAAUGCAAUGCUAUAAAGCACCAAGUCUUCAGUCACAAAGAAAUGAAAGCAAUUCUAUGGAGAGAGAAACAAGACAAGAUGGCAGUAGCACUGAUAGGCAAAAUAGUAUAAGAGAAGGAAGGAGUGGUUAUACACAUAAAAUAGUGACACUGAAAAAAGAGGAUAGCAAGGAUAGGAAAGGUGCUAGGGAAAGUAAGCAGACAGAAGUGAAAGCUGAUAGAAAUCAGGAAUAUACUUACUAUAGAAACUAUGAAAAGGAAGGAAAGUCUUUACUUAGAAGCAAUACUGAACGAAAGGUGUAUAAAGGUGAACAGAGAGUAAGAGAUAUAAGUUUGGAAGUUGAUAAAGUCAAACAUGAAAUGGAAGAGAUAAGAAGUCAAUCAAGUAAAUAUGAAAGACAAAGCUUGAAGUUAAGGAAACUUCAACUUGAGGAGGAGCAGAAACAACAGUUAAUUAAAGAGAAUGAUAGAAAGUUACAAGAAGAAAUAGAAAACAAGAAAAGAGCAGAACAAGAGUUGAUAGAAAUAGAAAAGAUAAAUCUAUUAGAGUGGAAGACUGGAAAGAGAAAUGUUUGUCAGGAGAAAGGAGGACGAAACAUUAAAUAUGAAAAUUAG